This is a messenger RNA of Parathielavia appendiculata, 1073 nucleotides long. RefSeq names its product Adaptor protein complex sigma subunit. The record is from RefSeq and is a predicted model, not a curated record. Gene Ontology annotation, molecular function: clathrin-cargo adaptor activity. The transcript is spliced from 5 exons. The coding region runs from base 382 to 846 and encodes 154 amino acids. Gene Ontology annotation, cellular component: intracellular membrane-bounded organelle; AP-1 adaptor complex. NCBI's taxonomy places the organism in Eukaryota, Fungi, Ascomycota, Sordariomycetes, Sordariales, Chaetomiaceae. Gene Ontology annotation, biological process: protein transport; vesicle-mediated transport.
AAGAGCUUUGCGCGUCUUAUCUUACCCGCUUUACCAAUCGUGAUGUACAAUCAGAUGCGUGCGACUUGAUUUACUACCUUCUAUACUGUCCGCAUACGCACAUGUGUUCUAUCGCCUACAAUAGCUGUAUUUUGUUCUUGGUCUCUUGGGUCAACCUUGGCCUGGCAGAAGGGGUUGGUGGCAGCCAAAAAUAAGCGGGGUUGACCUGACGUUUGAGAGGGCAAAGCGGGAGAAUUCGUUCCUCAGGCAAUAUUAUCUCGUGGCCAACCCUGGAACCGAACCCAGCAAUUGGAAAUUGGGAGUCAAACCCGCUCAUUCAACUCGCUCUCGUGCUUGCACCACACAACAAGCUGCUGCCGGUGAAGCUCGGCGCGCUUCAUCAUGGCGAUCAACUAUCUAAUCCUACUUUCUCGCCAAGGGAAACGCCUGGCUAAAUGGUUUACCACUUUGUCGCCAAAGGACAAAGCCAAGAUCGUGAAGGAUGUCUCGCAGCUUGUGCUGGCGCGGCGCACUCGGAUGUGCAACUUCCUUGAGUACAAGGACACCAAAAUAGUCUACCGCCGAUACGCUUCAUUGUUCUUCAUUGCCGGCUGCUCCUCUGACGAUAACGAGUUAAUCACUCUCGAAAUCAUCCACCGAUACGUCGAACAGAUGGACAAAUACUACGGCAACGUGUGCGAGCUCGACAUUAUUUUCUCUUUCACCAAGGCCUAUUAUAUACUCGACGAGCUCCUGCUGGCAGGAGAGCUGCAGGAGAGCAGCAAGAAGAACGUCCUACGCUGUAUUUCGCAGCAGGACGCGCUAGAGGAUAUGGAGGUCGAGGACGAAGUCACAAAGAUCAUGUAGAGGAGCAGCUCCGCUGCACCCUCAAUUGAUCCCCUUCCUCCCCUGCCCUCGACGAACGCUUCCCGGACAUUGCGGCGGAUCAAUUUUUCUGGCCGCGAAAUGACUGAUCCAUAUUGACACGACGGACACAGGAGAUGGAGAAGAUCGAAAGCUCGCUCAAGGAAGUGGGGUUUCUGUGAGACCGCAACCGCUGUAUGAUACCCUCUAUGACGACGACGAAGCCGAGC